Scedosporium apiospermum is the source of this 813-nucleotide messenger RNA. RefSeq lists its product as uncharacterized. The transcript has 2 exons. The coding region runs from base 1 to 813 and encodes 270 amino acids. The record is from RefSeq and is a predicted model, not a curated record. NCBI's taxonomy places the organism in Eukaryota, Fungi, Ascomycota, Sordariomycetes, Microascales, Microascaceae.
AUGGAAUCGCCAGCCUCAGCCGAUUCGGAUCCGCAGCAAGAUCUGGAACUUUGCUGCCAGAUUUGCGGAGUUAGCUUUAAUAUCAGUCGUAUUCGUCACGCUAACGAGCCGUUCAGUGCAUCGUGGUGCGGCAAGGAUGAAGGAGACUGGAUUGGUGAACGGUUCCUGGCACCUUCGUAUAUCCUCGCAACACCUGCGUCCCUUGAGUCCUGUCAGGGCUGCGUUUCAGUCGCGCGAAUGAGAACGGUUGAUGGAGAUGCCGUGGAUGAUUGUGGCAGCGAAUAUGUUUAUGAGAGCGACGAGUCGUCGGAGCCAUACGAGAACGUGACGCCUCCAGAGUCGUUGGGUGAAAGCGGUCAGCCGGAAGAGCCAGGCCUUGGCCAGCCGCAAGAAAGGAAUCUAACCUCACCAGAAUUGGGCGAGGCAGACUUUGACCGAAGCUCGACUGCAUCGUCGGACUACUGGCAUUUCAUCUCGUCUCUAGGCUCACCGGACGACCCGAUCUUGGAGAAGCCUAACCCAAGUCUAGAUGACUUGAAACGCUCCAGUCUUAAUGGUGUGGAACACGUAGCCGCCGUGGGGUGUCGGAGCACGGAAGGAUACAAUGGCCACAAUAUUUCGGCCGAGGAGAUGAGGGCAUGCACAACCGCCCAAUUCCUCGUUCCCAAGCUUUGCCUACAUGGUGCCCCUUGGAAUUCCGAGCCGGAUGAUGCCGAUUUCGAGGUCAAGCCGAACCUUUCGGAGGUUACCUCAAUCCUUCUUUCGGGAGCAGCUUAUACACGACAUGCCUUGGCUCUGGGAAUGCUGGUGUGA